AUGGAAAGAGAUCAAAAUUCAGCGUCCGAAAUAACGGCGGGCCAAGAACAAAACCCAUCCGAUUUUACGUUUUUUGCAGAAGAUAUCACCGACCUCACACUGUUUUAUGAACCUUAUGAAAAAUGCGGAGAUAAUUCUUACAACGAAUGCUUUCUUGAAUUGUCUGUAGACACCAAUGUGUCGAUAUCUUGCGCAAUUCUUGUCGACUCAAAAUCGACGGAAUCCCCAAAAGAGUUCAGUUGUAAAAGAUGGGCGUUUGCUCAAUUUGAAGAUGAUCAAAUUAUUGAGAUAAGCCACGAAGCUAGAGACGGUGAUAGUAGUUUUGACGCGUCAACAAUAUCGAGAGUUGAUGAUCGUGAUUCUCCUCUUUGUGGUUUCAAACAGAGUGGUGUUAAACUCUCACAAGGCAGGAUGGCGGAGAGUGAUAUCACCAAUGCUACAGAGAAUUGCAAGGACUCACUUGAAUCCAGCACUGCUGCGAUCCGAGAAGACGAGAUGCACCCUGUUGGUCCUGAAUUGAAAAACGACUCGAGUCAUGAAAGUUUAGGAGUCUUGGCAGUAGAAGAAUUUAAAAUUGAAAACAAUGGCGACAAGAUAGAUGGCAAUGAUGACAAUGAUGAUAACUUUGACAGUGUCACUGCAUAUGCUUUGGAGGAAAAGGUUGCGAGAAAAAGAGAAAAACGGAGGAAGGCAAGAUUAAGAAGGAAAGAGCGAAAGAUGAAAGAGGCCGACAAACAGAAAGAUAAACCCCUGAGCGAAUACCAACCAACGGAAAUCAAAGGUGUCGCGGAAACAACGGAGGGCCUUGGCGAAGAGACGGGGUCAGAGAAUGACAAACGUGAGGACAGCGCUGCAUUGAUUCACCAGAGGGAUAAAAAGGCUAAACUAAAAAAACGCUUCAAAUCUGGAGGUCUUAUUAAGGCCAAAAUGUAUUCACCUGUUGAGAGUGCGUUCAAGACCUUGACGACGUAUAGACGGUUCCUGCUGCCCAGACUUUUUCAGUCACUGUCCAAAGAAGUCGAAGCCUUGGCUUAUUUCCAAAUUAGCAGCCUACAAGACAGCUACAGAAAUAUCUGCGAGGUUACCAUCGACAAAGAAAGUGAUGAACUCAAGCGCCAAAAUUUCUCUGAAAGACCUUCAUUUGCCCCUUUCGGCACAAGACAAGCAAUUAUUCUAAGUUCAGAAGACGAAAAGCGUGUUUGGUUUACCAAAGUCUUGUCGCAAACUGAAACUAAAAAAACCUUUAAACUGAUCUUGCAGCUCUACGGCUUCAGGCAGCCCAAAAUGCCGCUUGACUGGUCACACGCCAAAACCAAAUUGCUGCCUGGAAGCGCCGUGGAAACAAGGAUGCUGGAAGCGCUUGUGAGGAUUCAAGAGUCCCGCUUUCUUACUUUUGUCUUGGGAAGACUGUCACCCAAAAAUAUUAUCUUCAACAAAAGUGCUUUGCAGCGCAGCGAGAACCUAAAUUAUUCUCAGCUGCUAGCAGUGAAUGCGACGCUGAAGGAGAAGUAUACGGUCAUUCGAGGGCCUCCGGGAACUGGGAAGACCUCUGUCAUUUCUGCGAUCAUUCGGAAGCUGCUUGACCGCAAUAAAGGAUGGCCUAUUUUGUGCGUAGCGGAAUCUAACGUUGCUGUAGAUAAUUUGUGCGAAAGGCUGCUUGAUGUUGUUGAUAAUGCUAGCUUGCUGAGGGUGACGUCUGUUUCCAAAGAGCUAGAAUACUCUUCAGACAAGAAAUUAGGUAAAGCUUGCUUGCACAACAAAAUGUUUCCGCUUUUGCCGGGGCACCUCAGAGUCGUUAAAAAAUUGUUGCUCGAGAAAGGAGCGAGUUCAAUUGACGCCAAGAGUUACAGAGAGUUGAUGGUAGCCCAGUCAAAAAUAAAGAAGCGGUUGAUAAGUAAAGCAAAGGUCGUGCUCACUACGAACAUAACCUCGGGAGGCCUAGAGUACAAAGAUUUUUUCGAGUUUGGAACCGUUAUUAUGGAUGAAUCAACACAGGCAACUGAACUUUCUUCAUUGGUUCCCGUGUCGCUUCCUGGCGUCGAAAAAAUUGUCCUUGUUGGGGACGAAAAGCAGCUGUCCAGCUUUGCAAGCGAUUCUUGGGGUAUGUCUUCCUUAUUUGAACGGACCUUAAAUAACAAAAGAUGUUUUCCAAUGCUGCUGGACACUCAGUACAGAAUGCAUCCUCUUAUUUCCGAGUUCCCCGCCACGAAGUUUUAUGAGGGUCUAUUAAAGGACGGAAUUAGCUUCAGUGACCGAAAAUGGUCCACUCCAACGCCUGUCAUAUCGUUUCAUUACUUCAAGAAUGCCGAAGAGUCCCAAAAAUUUGCGGGUCAAGGUUCUAUUCGCAGACUCUCUUACCAAAAUGCGCAAGAGGCAGCAGCAGUCUUGAAAAUUGUACAAGACUUGAUUUUUCGCAAAAGCGUCUCUCCCGAUCAGAUUGGUGUGAUUGCCACCUAUGCUGCUCAAAGAGAUUUGAUUGCACAUUUGAUGGAAAGAGAUCCACUCAUCAAUCCAAAGCGCUCCUUUUUGGUGAGGAAAGCAGAUAUGGAAAGCGCUGAGCAUCGCCCGACCGUCAAGGCAACCUUGGUCAGUAUCAAUGGUAUCAAAGUUGCAACCGUUGAUGCAUUUCAAGGCCACGAAAGGAACUUUAUAAUCCUGUCUUGCGUGAGAAGCAAUAAAACGGGAAAGAUUGGAUUCACUUCGGACAAGAGAAGGCUCAACGUUGCACUCACUAGAGCUCGGUAUGGUUUGUUUAUUGUCGGAGACAAAGAAACUUUGACUGCCGGUAGCAAAACAUGGCGAACAUUGAUCAAACACUUCAAGAAGAAGGAUGCACUAAUAGACGGUCUCAAAGGUAUAGGCAAAGAAGUCUCAUAA
Molecule: messenger RNA, 2877 nt
Organism: Lachancea meyersii CBS 8951
Lineage: Eukaryota; Fungi; Ascomycota; Saccharomycetes; Saccharomycetales; Saccharomycetaceae
Source: the annotation of a GenBank genome assembly